AUGUAUUCUCCCUUUUUGUUAAUAGAAACUGUUUAUUUGUUUGGCGGCUGGGAUGGAACUCAGGAUCUGGCUGACUUCUGGGCUUACAGUGUGAAGGAAAACCAAUGGACCUGUAUAUCCAGGGAUACCGAGAAAGAGAGUGGUCCUAGCGCCAGAUCUUGUCACAAGAUGUGCAUUGACAUUCAACGAAGGCAGAUCUACACGCUGGGACGCUAUCUGGAUUCCUCCGUGAGGAACAGCAAAUCUCUGAAAAGCGACUUCUAUCGCUAUGACAUUGACACGAACACAUGGAUGUUACUGAGCGAAGACACUGCAGCAGACGGAGGUCCAAAGCUGGUGUUUGAUCAUCAGAUGUGUAUGGAUUCUGAAAAACACAUGAUCUAUACCUUUGGAGGCAGAAUUCUGACCUGCAACGGCAGCGUUGAUGACAGCAGAGCCAGUGAGCCGCAGUUCAGUGGAUUGUUUGCUUUUGACUGCCAGUGUCAGACAUGGAAACUUUUGAGAGAGGAUUCCUGUAAUGCUGGACCUGAGGAUAUCCAAUCCCGAAUAGGACACUGUAUGUUGUUCCAUUCUAAAAAUCGCUGCUUAUAUGUAUUUGGUGGCCAGAGAUCAAAGACUUACUUGAAUGACUUCUUCAGUUAUGAUGUAGACAGCGAUCACGUGGAUAUCAUCUCAGACGGCACUAAGAAAGAUUCAGGGAUGGUUCCAAUGACAGGUUUCACUCAAAGGGCUACCAUUGAUCCAGAACUGAAUGAAAUCCAUGUCUUGUCAGGGCUCAGUAAAGACAAGGAGAAGCGGGAAGAGAAUGUAAGGAAUUCCUUCUGGAUUUAUGACAUUGUGAGGAACAGCUGGUCUUGUGUCUAUAAGAAUGACCAAGCAGCAAAAGAGAAUCCAGGUAAAAGCCUUCAGGAAGAGGAACCCUGCCCAAGGUUUGCCCAUCAACUGGUGUACGAUGAGUUACACAAGGUCCAUUACUUAUUUGGAGGGAAUCCUGGUAAGUCCUGCUCUCCAAAGAUGAGAUUAGAUGAUUUCUGGUCUCUCAAGCUCUGUCGACCUUCAAAGGAAUACCUGCUAAGACACUGCAAAUACCUCAUAAGAAAGCACAGGUUUGAAGAAAAAGCUCAGACUGACCCUCUUAGUGCACUGAAGUACCUGCAGAAUGAUUUGUAUGUAACUGUGGAUCACUCGGACCCCGAGGAGACAAAAGAGUUUCAGCUUCUUGCCUCAGCAUUAUUUAAGUCUGGCUCGGAUUUCACCACUCUUGGAUUUUCGGAUGUUGACCACACGUACGCGCAGAGAACUCAGCUGUUUGAUACACUAGUUAACUUCUUUCCGGACAACAUGACCCCUCCAAAAGGCAACCUGGUAGACCUCAUCACGCUGUAACGGAGCAAUCACUGGACAUGUGGAAGAGGGGGAAGAGCAUCCAUUUUCAGUAUUUUAAUUUUUUUACUGCAUUGAUUGACUGCUGGGAUGAAGUAAUAUAGUAACCCCUACAUGUUUGAAAGGGGUUUUAUACUUGUAUGGUGAAUCCCUGAAGCUUUUCCCUUGGAGUAGGUUAAUAAAAUGUAACUGACGUACUUCCGACUAAAUAUAUAUAUAUUUUUUCUGACUUUGGAUUUUGAGUUAGCAAAUGUAAGAUGAAAAGGUGGGGGGAAAGAAAAAAAAACAUAAAACCCAAUCAUGC
Pterocles gutturalis (yellow-throated sandgrouse) is the source of this 1687-nucleotide messenger RNA. It is a transcript of the gene MKLN1, whose product is annotated as muskelin 1, intracellular mediator containing kelch motifs. Gene Ontology annotation, cellular component: cytoplasm. Gene Ontology annotation, molecular function: protein binding. The transcript has 10 exons. Bases 1 to 1386 code for a protein of 461 amino acids. The record is from RefSeq and is a predicted model, not a curated record. NCBI's taxonomy places the organism in Eukaryota, Metazoa, Chordata, Aves, Pterocliformes, Pteroclidae.